Molecule: messenger RNA, 1575 nt
Organism: Lachancea sp. 'fantastica'
Lineage: Eukaryota; Fungi; Ascomycota; Saccharomycetes; Saccharomycetales; Saccharomycetaceae
Source: the annotation of a GenBank genome assembly
AUGCUGAUAAGUCCUACAAAACUGGCAAACAAUUCCAAUGUAGCCGUUGUUGGAGCAGGGGUUGCAGGCCUCUCUUUCAGCUAUUUUUUGGCCAAAUUUAGACCAGAUGUCAAUAUCACAAUUAUCGAUGCUGCUAACGGGACCGGUGGAUGGAUCAACUCUGCCAAGGUUCAAGUAGGAGGGCGAAACUCGAUUUUGGUAGAAAAGGGUCCCCGCACUCUGCGUGGUAAAUCAGAGGGCACAACAUUGAUGAUUGACACACUAGAUUCAUUGAAGCAGAAAGAGAUCGUUAACUACAUCGAAGGUAAUUCCGUGGCAAACCGCAAGUUUUUACUGGGCAAGGAUGAUUCGCUCGUUCAGGUUCCCACAUCUUUCAAGUCUUUCGUCAAGUUUUUGAGAAACUCGCUGAGUGAAGGCUUAAUUACCGGAUUUCUAGCAGAACCGUUUCGCAAACCUCGUUUGUAUCCAUGCGAAGAUGAAAGUGCUCACAGUUUCGUUGAAAGACGGUUUGGAAGUGCUUCUGUUAGCAACAACAUUUUCAGUGCCAUUUUCCACGGCAUAUACGCGGGUGACAUAAAGCAGUUGAGCGCCCAAAGAACAUUAGCACCUCUUUUGGCUCUGGAAGCCAAACAUGGGUCGCUAAUUAAGGGAAUGAUGAGUUCUAGCACAGGCGAGCAAAGCUCGAGCCUACCACCAGCUCUGCUUCAGUAUCAGAAACGAACCGGUAGAGACUUCAAACAGCUAUCUGAAUUGUACGGCCAAUUACGCAAGCUUCCGAUGCUUGGGCUACGCAACGGGCUGGAGAGUUUUCCCAGAGCAUUGUUUACUGCACUUCAGCAAAACUCCAAAGUCAAGUUUCUUCUUGGCAGCCCGGUUUCGCAAAUCGAGGCGGGUGUGAAUAAUACCGGUUGUCGGGUAUCACUUGCAGAUGGGCGCCAACUUACGGGGCUCCAGCACGUCCGACUUACGAAUACGCCAGCAGUAAUAGCUACGAUGACCCAAGACAAGCAGCUUGCACAACUACUGCGACAAGUGAAAGCCAACACCGUCGUGCUGGUAAAUUUUUAUCUUGCCGAUGCUGAUCUUCUGGAACAAUAUCAUUCAUUUGGGUAUCUCGUUCCACAGUCGAACAGUAACAGGGAGCAACUGUUGGGAGUUAUUUUCGACUCUGUGAUAGAGCAGAAUUUCAAGCCAUUGGUACCUCAACAAAGCUUCGAUGAACAGCGCAAACCUCAGAAAUACACCAAAUUCACAGCCAUGAUGGGCGGACACUACCUGAGCGACCACAGUCAACAAAAAGACGCGCAAUAUGUGGAUCGGGUGAAAAGUGCACUAGUGCGGCACUUGAAGAUUCCCCAGAAUCAGCUGGAUAGCGGCCACUGGGAGGUUACAAUGGCCAAAGAGUGUCUCCCACACUUUUUCGUCAAUUAUAACCGAUGGAUGUCCCAAACAAAGACCAAAAUCGGCCAAACAUUUGGAUCACAUCUGUCAUUGGGUGGCAUGGCCUUCAGUACCGGUCCAGGUGUUCCUGACGUCGUCAUGGAUGGGUUUCAAGAUGCAGAUGCCCUGUCUUGA